Haliotis rubra (blacklip abalone) is the source of this 1171-nucleotide messenger RNA. RefSeq names its product sodium- and chloride-dependent neutral and basic amino acid transporter B(0+)-like. NCBI's taxonomy places the organism in Eukaryota, Metazoa, Mollusca, Gastropoda, Lepetellida, Haliotidae. The transcript has 8 exons. The record is from RefSeq and is a predicted model, not a curated record. Gene Ontology annotation, cellular component: membrane. Gene Ontology annotation, biological process: sodium ion transmembrane transport. Bases 93 to 920 code for a protein of 275 amino acids.
CAUACGGGGCUCCUUGUUGCCAGGGGCGACAGAUGGACUGUUUUAUCUGAUAAGACCAGACUUUGAGAAGUUGAAAAGCCCCAACAGUGGCGAUGGUUUUGUGUAUCGUGGACCCCCUGAUCACCAUCUUCUGUGGGCUGUCCAUGUUCACGGUGUUGGGGCACAUGGCGCACGUGACCGGGUCCAACAUGGAUGACUUUCAGUCUUCAGGUCUUAAUCUGGCGUUCUCAGUGUUACCGGAAGCAGUGACUUAUCUCCCCUUGUCCCAGUUAUGGUCCGUGCUGGUUUUCCUCAUGAUGAUGACGUUGGGCCUUGAUACGACGGUACCGAGUUUAGAGAUCACUCAAGAGACACUAGCUGAUCAGUUCCCGUCACUGGCCAAGCGUCGGUGGCUUCUUCUCCUCAUCGUGUUCCUUCCUUGCUUCCUCCUGGCUCUUCCUUACACUACACAGGCUGGUAUCUACGUCCUGACCCUCGUGGACUGGUAUGCGUCGGUGCCCCCUGUGAUGCUGUUUGGGGUGGUAGAGUGUCUGGUCCUGGCCUGGGUGUUUGGUGUAUGGAGACUGGAUAAGUGUACGGUGGAGAUGUACGGACAGACCAUUCCAAGAUGGCUGACCUUCCUCAUGAAGUACAUCACACCUGGACUUCUCAUGGUUAUAUUUGUGUACGCCUUCUACGAAUACCGGCCUCCAAAAUAUGGCACUUACUUCUAUCCUGAGUGGGCAACCGCUAUUGGUUGGCUUAUAUCGGCGUUCAUGAUUGUGCCGACGCCUUGUUGGAUGGUGUACUGUGUAUGGAAGUCCAGAGGGGACACAUUCAAACAGAAACUGGUGAACGCAUUCAUUCCGCAAGAUAUAUCGUCGGAUGUAUCACUAGAAGACAGAGGUGAAGAACAAGAAGCCCUGAACGUUGUUAUGUAAUCUCCUGUUCCGUGUCACCAAUUUCUAUUACCCAGCGUGAUACAUUUUCAUUCUACUGUGAUCGAUACACUGGACUCAUUUGUGGACAUAUUCUCGUUCACAAAGUGCAGUACGGGGGAUGUCUCAAAAGUUUCCGGCCUGCCUAAUACGUAUUUUUCAACAUAAUCCCCUUCACUUAAAUGGACUUGUUCCACCUUUUCUCCAGCAUAUUUAACCCGUCUGAAAACCAUUGUUUGUCUCGAGACCCUAAA